AGGACGGCCAGGCAGUCACGCCAGCCACCGAUCGACUCUGUGGGGAUGGAAUUACUGCAGUGUUUGUGCCGUCCUAUGUAUUAUUUCUGGAGUCAUCAGUCCCCUUGUAGCGCCUCGCUUUGUGUCUCUCGCUUUCGUCUUUCUUCCUUUUCCUCGGUCGUCUCUCCUGGAGAGAUCUCUUUCUCGACCACCCUUCUGACAUCAGAUACCUGUCGUGACCUGGUUUGCGUCUGUAGGCAGAGAGCAUUGUGGGAAAAGCUCCAGAGGUGUUGCUGCGCAGUGCCCCUCUCCAUGGGGUCCCUGAUUCUGUCGUCGCUCGGUUUCGCUGUCAUCUUUUCAUCGCCGGCGAUCUCUUUGGCUUCGCUCGAAAUGUUUUUGUGUCCUCGCUUUCCGUCGAUUCGUCUCUUUUUGCGAGUGACCUUUCCUGCCUAUUUUUAGAAGUCUUCCUUUUGUCAUCUGCCUCUCUGUUACCCCUUUCCUUCCAUGUAUUCCUGCAUGGCCGUGCUCUACUUUCACACACCCCGUCUUGUCCUACAUUUCCAUGCCUCUCUACCCUAAUCCUCUUUUCUUUGCCUUACAUUCAUUGCUUUAACUGCCUCCGCAGGGCAACUUUCUGCUAUUACAGAAUGGAAUUACCAUAUCCCCUGGACUGUUACGGUGCUCAAACGGUGGUCUGACCAAGAGGGAAAAGACCCUGGACUUUGCCAUAAAAAGCGGUUGGCAUACUUUUUCUUGCGGAAAAAUGACUGGAAUCCAGACUACUGAUUUGUAUCAGUGAGCGUGUUUCUUCUCGUGUGUCCUACCUUCGGUUUUUCAACAGCAUGAGUUUUUGCAAUAUAUCUGUUGAACCCGACUACUCCUCGGGAAGUGGCUGUACUGUUGUCCACAGUUUGUAAGGUCCCGCUUGAUAACAAGGUGUACGGUCAUUGCUCUACUGAGGCUUAGGGGAACUGUGCUUUACUCAAUGCCUUGUUAUUCAAAUUCAGAUUUUUGGAAAUAAUGGAUUGAUGAUUGAUUACUCGUGCUUGCUUGGAAGAUGUGCAGGCGUUUAAAUAGACCUUGGCUCCUUGAGAGUCCUGAUAUCGAAGUUUGUUGACAUGGGUUUAUCAGUUUAACACUGAUUACUGACCUGCUUUCGUUUUCUGAACGGAAAUAACUUGGGUUGGUAAAACCGUUAGUGUAAAACCUACAUCCUUGUCUAUUGGAUGGCGUAUUUCCUUCACAACCAAAGUUAUUUUACAGACGAUAGUCUUCUAACUCUCUGCCCAGGAUGCGCCACUGGCAUAAUUCUUCCCUGGGAUAUGGGACAUAUUCUGGACAUUAUUCUGCAGCCAAUUUCAAACAACUUUCUGAAACAUAGGCUAUCAACUUUUGGAUUUUUCUAAGACAACUUUGUCUAAGAGCAUUUAGGGGGGCUUUGCGGACUAAACAACUGAACUUCAUCGCUCGGUGUGACUAUCUGGACUCCUACCACUGCAUUAUGUGUGGUGGGCCAACGUUUUUUUUGGCUGGCCUGGUCAGCAAUCACCAAAUCCUUGGCUUAUGCGGCUGUUUGAGUGGGGCUGUAGUGUCUGGGCCUCGUGGCUAGCCACGGGACAGCUUGUCCUGCAGAACCCAUGGAGGGCAGGGGCUGUAUCCCGCUCUGUUGGAGCAAAGGGGCAUGCAUCUAUGACCAGCACCCCCUGGCAAAAUAUGACGGCCAGUUAGCCCCAAAGGAGACCCCAAAGUCUGACAUGGCGUCGUCCUCCUACCUGGAGACCGGCCGCAGCCACUCAGCGGCCGCUGGUUGCGGGGUCAAGUCCCGGUCGGGCGCCGCCGGCGUGGGCGCUGGGGGGGGCGGCGGCGGCCCGGCGGGGGCGCUGGAGCGGCCCGUUGGCUCCAUGGACCGCGUGCUGAAGAUCUACCACUACUUUGAGACCAACAGCGAGCCCUCCACCUGGGCCAGCAACAUCAGGCACGGGGACGCCACGGACGUCAGGGGCGUGAUCCAGAAGAUAGCUGAGAUCCACAAGCUGCGCUGUGUGUCCUCGCUGGGUCUCCGCCUCGCGCACCUACGCUCCGACGCCAUGCACUGGCUGCACCCCGACCUGGGCGUGUCUCACGUCAGGGAGAAGUACGAGAAACAGCACCCCCAAGAGGAGUGGAGGUACGAGUUGCGAAUGAGGUAUCUCCCCAAAGGCUAUCUCAGCCAUUUCUCGGAAGACAAACCAUCUCUUAACUACCUCUACCACCAGGUGAAAAGCGACUUCAUGCUCCAGCUGGCCGACCACGUGGAUCAAGAUGUUGCUUUAAAACUCGGCUGCUUAGAGAUCAGGAGGUUCUUCAGAGAGAUGCCCGGAAACGCCCUCGAUAAAAAGUCAAACUACGAACUUCUUGAAAAGGACGUGGGUUUAAGGAGGUUUUUCCCCAAGAGCGUCUUGGAAUCUCUCAAGGCCAAAACGCUGAGGAAACAAAUCCAGCAGACCUUCAAGCAGUUUGCCAACCUCAACGACGAGCAGAGCAUCCACAUGUUCUUCGAGAUUCUCUCUCCCAUCUACCGCUUCGACAAAGAGUGCUUCAAAUGUGCUUUGGGGUCUAGCUGGGUCAUAUCAGUAGAGUUGGCCAUCGGCCCAGAAGAAGGAAUCAGCUACCUCACAGAUAAGGGUUCAAUGCCUACCCACCUCGCUAACUUCACCCAGGUACAGUCCAUACAGUACUCGGCCAUGGAGGAGAAGGACCGCAAGGGCAUGCUGCAGCUAAUCGUAGCGGGGGCACCGGAACCUCUCAUAGUCACCACCACGUCGCUGACCACAGCAGAAAACAUGGCGGACCUCAUUGACGGCUAUUGUCGCCUGGUCUCCUCUCUGUCUCACUCCUUCAUCGUCAGGGUCCAAAAAGAGGGGGACAGAGCGCUACCUUCAAUCCCCAACCCCAAAGUGUCCAACCAUGAGAAACGCAUGGAGAAGCGGAUGGACGGAGUAAGGACCAGAGCGGUGUGCGUCUCGGAAACAGACGACUAUGCUGAGAUCAUCGAUGAAGAGGACACCUACACCAUGCCGUCCAAAUACUAUGGACUAGAACAAGCGCGGGACUACGAGAUCCUCCGGGACUGCAUCGAGCUGGGGCGCUGCAUAGGAGAGGGACAGUUUGGGGACGUGCACCAGGGCGUCUACGUCAGCCCGGACAACCCAGCUCUGUCGGUGGCCGUGAAGACGUGUAAGAACUCCACGUCGGACAGCGUCCGGGAGAAGUUCCUCCAGGAAGCUUUAACCAUGCGGCAGUUCGACCACCCCCACAUCGUCAAGCUGAUGGGCGUGAUCACGGACAACCCCGUGUGGAUCAUCAUGGAGCUCUGCACCCUGGGGGAGCUGCGGUCCUUCCUGCAGGUGAGGAAGUACAGUCUGGACCUGGCCACUCUCAUCCUGUACUCCUACCAGCUCAGCUUAGCCCUGGCCUAUCUGGAGAGCAAGCGUUUUGUACACAGGGACAUUGCAGCGCGGAACGUUCUGGUAUCCACUAUAGACUGCGUGAAGCUUGGAGACUUUGGUUUGUCCAGAUACAUGGAGGACAGCUCUUACUACAAAGCUUCCAAAGGUAAACUGCCUAUUAAAUGGAUGGCACCAGAGUCCAUUAACUUCAGGAGGUUCACGUCGGCCAGUGAUGUCUGGAUGUUCGGCGUGUGCAUGUGGGAGAUCCUCAUGUACGGCAUCAAGCCCUUCCAGGGCGUGAAGAACAACGACGUGAUUGGCCGGAUAGAGAACGGCGAGCGUCUGGCCAUGCCCCCCCAGUGCCCGCCCACGCUGUACAGUCUGAUGACCAAGUGCUGGUCGUACGACCCCGGCAAGAGGCCCCGCUUCACCGAGCUCAAGGCCCAGCUCAGCACCAUCCUAGAGGAGGAGAAGGCCCAGCAGAAGGAGAGGAACCGGAUGGAGAUGAGGCGGCAGGUCACCAUGUCAUGGGACUCAGGAGGCGCAGAGGAAGCCCCGCCCAAGCCGAGCCGGCCCGGUUACCCCAGCCCACGCUCCAGUGAGGGGUUCUACCCGGGCCCCCAGCACCAGGGCCACUACCAGAUGUCGGGGUACCCGGGCCCCCACACGCUCCCCUCGGUGCCCAGUGCCCUGUACCCGCCGCCCGCCGCCCUUCUGGACACGCACCACGCCCACACCCACCCCCGGCACCACGUCCACUCCCACGGCCCGCACCUGGGCCCCCACCUGGGCCCGGCCCACGGGGCGGACAUGGCCCUCUGGGGCUCCGGCCUGGAGGACCCUGCGUUAGACAUGCUGCCCUGUGUGGGCCAGCCGUGCCUCCUACGGGAGGACCAGCUGUUGAUUCAGCAGCAGCAGAUGGAGGACGACCGCAGGUGGCUGGAGCAGGAGGAGAGGCUGCUGAAGCCAGACACCAGAAGCUCUCGUGGAAGUCUGGACCGAGAGGACUCCGGACUGCAACCACCGACGGGGAAUCAGCACAUCUACCAGCCGGUUGGAAAGCAAGAGCAUGCAGCCCCCCCCAAGAAGCCUCCCCGACCUGGAGCUCCCGGACACCUUGGGAGCCUGGCAUGUCUGAGCUCUGGGGAUAGCUACAACGACGGGCUCAAGCUGCAGCCCCAGGAGAUCAGCCCCCCCCCCACCGCCAACCUGGACCGCUCCAACGACAAGGUGUACGAGAACGUGACGGGCCUGGUCAAGGCCGUGAUCGAGAUGUCCAGUAAGAUCCAGCCGGCGCCCCCGGAGGAGUACGUCCCCAUGGUGAAGGACGUAGGCCUCGCGUUGAGGACACUGCUGGCGACAGUGGAGGAGACUUACCCUCAACUCCCUGCCUGCACACACAGAGAGAUCGAGAUGGCCCAGAAGCUGUUGAACUCUGACCUGGCAGAACUCAUUAGCAAGAUGAAGCUAGCCCAGCAGUAUGUGAUGACCAGCCUGCAGCAGGACUACAAGAGGCAGAUGCUGACGGCCGCACACGCCCUCGCCGUCGACGCCAAGAACCUGCUGGACGUGAUCGACCAAUCGCGGCUCAAGAUGAUGUCGCUGGCCCGUCCGCACUAGCCCCCGCCCUCUU
Molecule: messenger RNA, 5040 nt
Organism: Gadus chalcogrammus (walleye pollock)
Lineage: Eukaryota; Metazoa; Chordata; Actinopteri; Gadiformes; Gadidae
Product: focal adhesion kinase 1-like
Exons: 33
Coding region: 1617-5027 (1136 amino acids)
Biological process (GO): signal complex assembly; protein phosphorylation
Cellular component (GO): focal adhesion; cytoskeleton
Molecular function (GO): ATP binding; protein tyrosine kinase activity
Source: RefSeq, a predicted model, not a curated record